This is a messenger RNA of Linnemannia hyalina, 339 nucleotides long. Lineage: Eukaryota; Fungi; Mortierellomycota; Mortierellomycetes; Mortierellales; Mortierellaceae. The record is from the annotation of a GenBank genome assembly.
AUGAAGUUCACAAUCCUCGCCGCCGCAUUUGUCGCUCUCGUCGCCUCCACCUCCUCGGCCCAAGCAGACCCCUCGACAUGCACCCUGUGCCUCCAAGAAUCCCUCAUGCAGCUUCCCGCCUGCGCUAAUGUCGAGGCGACCGCCGGUUCGGUCUCGCCCGCCUAUGCAGCCUGCCUCUGCUCGUCCCUCAGUGGCUCUUGGAUCGACUCUUGUGCCACCGCUGACAAGUGCGGCUCUGCCAUCUCUGCCUUCAAGAGCUCGUAUGCCCCCAAUAUGAAGGAUGCUGGAUUGACCUGUGGCUCCAAUGGUCAGGCUUCCUUCACUCCCGCCUCUGCUUAA